AAUUUUUGAGGAUAUCUGCUAAUCAGUUCCUCAUAUAAAACAGCUAGGAAUGGCAAGCGGAUUGGAAACUUUAUGUGGUCAAGCCUAUGGUGCACAACAAUAUCACAAACUUGGAAUCUACAUGUACAGAGCUAUUUUCUCACUUAUUCUAGUUUGCAUCCCCAUCUCUUUCCUAUGGAUCACAAUGGAAAAGCUUCUAUUAUUCAUCGGCCAAGACCCUCUUAUCUCAAUCGAAGCUGGAAAAUUCACGUUAUGGAUGAUCCCUGGCCUCUUUGCCUAUGCCAUUGCUCAACCUCUGAUGAAAUUCCUUCAGUCUCAAAGCUUAAUUCUACCGAUGCUUAUAAGCUCAGUCACAACUCUGUGCAUUCAUAUUCCCUUGUCUUGGUUUUUGGUGUUCAAAUAUGACUUGGGUAUUGUUGGAGCUGCUUUAUCUAUAAGCAUAUCAUAUUUGCUGUAUAUGUUUAUCCUUGGAUCGUAUAUUAUGUGCUCAGUUUCUUGUGAACCAACUCGGUCCAAACUCUCAAAGGGGGCAUUUGGUGGGAUUAAUGGGUUUUUGGGAAUAGCUUUUCCAUCUGCGGUAAUGAUAUGUCUUGAGUAUUGGUCGUUUGAGCUGCUCAUAUUGAUGUCUGGCCUCUUACCAAAUCCAGACCUUGAAACUUCAGUGCUUUCGAUAUGCCUUACUACUAUCUCCUUAAUCUACAGCAUACCAUACGGGCUCGGAGCUGCGGCAAGCACAAGAGUAUCUAAUGAACUAGGAGCUGGAAACUCAAAAGGAGCUUGCUUAGCCGUUCGUGUUGUGAUGUUUAUUACAGUAAUGGAGGCUGUUAUAGUGAGCAUAGCAUUAUUCUCUACAAGGUAUGUGUUGGGUUAUGCUUAUAGCAGCGAGAAGGAGGUUGUUGAUUAUGUCAAGGCAAUGGUCCCUCUCGUUUGUCUCUCGGUGUUCAUGGAUAGCCUACAAGGGGUUUUAUCAGGGGUUGCAAGAGGAUGUGGAUGGCAACACUUGGGUGCAUAUGUCAAUCUCAGUGCGUUCUAUCUAGUAGGAAUCCCAACUGCAAUAUUACUAGGUUUCAGAUUUCAUAUGAGAGGAAAGGGACUUUGGAUUGGUAUACUCGUUGGAUCUACAGUACAAACGAUCCUUCUUUCAUUAUUAACUAUUUUCACAAAUUGGCAGCAUCAGGCAAAAAAGGCGAGAGAACUAAUUACUAAGGAAAGUUCAGAGAACUCUACAAUAGAAAGCUUACUGAAGUGAAGGUAUACGUACCAUAUUGGUGCACUCUGAGGAUGAGUUUCUUGCUUGUAAAAUGCGAGCAGUGCAAGCGGCAAUUUUGGCAAGCUUGUGUUUGUGUUGAAAUUGUAAAAACACAAUGAUCAUGUAAUCAUAGUGUAUUAGUUUUGAGUAGAGUAUGAGAGGCUAUCAUGAUUUUUUAUGUUCUUUCUGAAAACUAUCAUAAACUUGUAAUUAUUGAAAACUAUCAAGAAACUUCCUGUUGUCAAAUAACAUUGCAGUCCAAUUUUA
Asparagus officinalis (garden asparagus) is the source of this 1516-nucleotide messenger RNA. RefSeq names its product protein DETOXIFICATION 12-like. Bases 50 to 1249 code for a protein of 399 amino acids. Gene Ontology annotation, molecular function: antiporter activity; xenobiotic transmembrane transporter activity. Gene Ontology annotation, biological process: xenobiotic detoxification by transmembrane export across the plasma membrane. Lineage: Eukaryota; Viridiplantae; Streptophyta; Magnoliopsida; Asparagales; Asparagaceae. The record is from RefSeq and is a predicted model, not a curated record. The transcript is spliced from 6 exons. Gene Ontology annotation, cellular component: membrane.